Molecule: messenger RNA, 648 nt
Organism: Acaulospora colombiana
Lineage: Eukaryota; Fungi; Glomeromycota; Glomeromycetes; Diversisporales; Acaulosporaceae
Source: the annotation of a GenBank genome assembly
AUGCUCAUAGAGAAUAAUACUUUGACGCCAAAAGAAUGGCUGUUUGCACAGCUUCGAAUGAAUGAUUCGAAUAUCCGAAUGAGAUUGGCUCAUGAAAACUAUGAUAUUUUUAAUGUUAAUGCACUUAUCGAAAGUAUCAAUACUUUUCUCAGCGUUGAGUCUCUCACAUUAAUAUUUGAUGAGGCGCAAGCCCUAUGUAUAUCCGAAUAUGGAGAAUACAAAGGGAGCUCAGUUCCAAACAAAAAGUGGAAUCUCUUGCAGGCUUAUGUUGAACAUCUUACCCAUCUUCCCGUUACCUGUCUUCUUGCCGGUACUUACAUGCAUAUGUCAAGCGGAAUUUCUCUUGUUACUAGUGUUGGAAAAGACCGAGGUUUGAAGGAUCAUAUUGUGCUAAAGCUUCCCUUCCUUUCACAUAAUGAUGUCCUGCGGAAUCUCAAUGCUGUAAUUGACCUGACAGAUGUCUCGCCCAAAAUUCUUAACUUCUUGGGAUGCCUUCUUAGGGGAAGACCUCGAAACUGUGCAUCAUUUGUUCGGUUGUUGAUAUCAGAGCGGAUUUCAGUUAAUGGAGCGAAAGAUCAAAAAAACCAAGAAAUUAUUAAACUUAUUGAGAAGUGGUAUAAAAAGAUUUGCGCGGACAUGGCAGAAUAA